Podospora bellae-mahoneyi is the source of this 4134-nucleotide messenger RNA. It is a transcript of the gene CDC54, whose product is annotated as MCM DNA helicase complex subunit. Lineage: Eukaryota; Fungi; Ascomycota; Sordariomycetes; Sordariales; Podosporaceae. Gene Ontology annotation, molecular function: single-stranded DNA binding; single-stranded DNA helicase activity; ATP binding. The record is from RefSeq and is a predicted model, not a curated record. The transcript has 3 exons. Bases 225 to 3245 code for a protein of 1006 amino acids. Gene Ontology annotation, cellular component: nucleus; MCM complex. Gene Ontology annotation, biological process: double-strand break repair via break-induced replication; DNA replication; DNA strand elongation involved in DNA replication.
GUGGUUUUUUUGCUGGACGCGUUUUCGCGUUGCUCCUUUUCUCAUUCCAACACCCUGAAGUUCUUCAGAGUCCCACUCUGGGUUUCCUAGGAAACACCUUCAUCCCACCGCUGCCAACACCCCCUUCAACCACGAUAUCGAAUCCUCGUCUGUUAUAAAUCGUUGGUCUUAUUUCUUGUGCCCCCAAAUUCAGUCAAAAUAGACGACAGAGUACAACUUCAAAAAUGUCUUCACCAUCGAAGCGGUCAACGCGCAGCACCAGGAGUUCCCAGGCUGCUCAGAGCAGCCCCGCUGCUGAGAACUCGAGAACUCCCCGCCAGACUCGGACCUCAGCAUUGGCCUCAAGUCCUAUGGUAUACGAUUCCUCCUCUCCCAACAAUGCGCCCUCGUCGCCUCUCCGCCAGAUGAGCAACACUCAGAGCACCGCCGGAAACAAUGCCGCCAGCUCGCCCUUGCGCCAGCAGACCGAGACGCAAAGCACUGGUGAUCGAACACCUCGCGCAAGCGGUCGUGGUCUCUUGGUUGGAGACUCGUCCCCUAUCCGCUAUGAUGAAUCCAGCCCAGGGCCCAACCUCACCCAGCAGUCGGACCUUCGCAGUGAAAGCAGUGCGCUCUUCGUAAACGAGCGCACAAGACCUUCCAGGUCUCACCGUGGGGAUAUCAACCCAGAUGUCAUUCGCACACCACGCAUGCCACGCCGAAUUAUCUUGGAUGACGCAGGCCGAGUCGUUCGUGAUGGCUCUCAAGUCGGGUCCGACGCCGCUUCCUUCUCCAACAACAACCCCAACACAUCUGAGGCAAAUGCCCUUGGUGGCAUGAGCCAGGGUCUCGUAUGGGGUACCACCGUCUCACUUGAAGACUCCUUCGCGGCCUUCAAGGACUUUCUCCGAAACUUCACCAAAAAGUAUCGCAUGUGGGCGGAUGGCGCAACCGAGGCUGACACCAUGGGGAAUCCCGAGGCGGAUUCCAAGCCAUAUUGGGAGGCUUUGGAGAACAUGUUGUUGCUGGGCAGCAACAGGUUGUACCUUGAUCUUCGUGAUCUCAAGGCGUACCCGCGAACGCUGAAGCUAUGGCAUCAAGCCCAGGCCUACCCCACCGAAAUUGUUCCAGUCAUGGAUCAAUGCGUGCACGACUUCAUGAUUGAUCUUGCGCGCGCUGAGAUGGCUAGUCAAAGACAGGCCUCUCUUGCUGGUGGAAAUAUGCCCAACCCUUCCCAGAGCUCUGAUCUGAACUUCCCCAGUUCUGAUCGUGGGGAAGAGCCAUCAACUCCCAGGCCUACCCAGGGACAGCAGGUGACCCUUGAAGACCAGGUCUCCGCGGAGACGUAUGUUGUGCGCCCAUUCGGUAUCGAGAAGAAUACCAACCUGAGAGAUCUCAACCCUUCAGAUAUGGACAAGCUUGUCUGCAUCAAGGGUCUAGUGAUCCGUACCACGCCUGUGAUUCCCGACAUGAAGGACGCUUUCUUCAAGUGCAGUGUUUGCGGACACUCCGUCACCGUUGAGUUGGACCGUGGCAAGAUUCGGGAGCCGACUGAGUGCCCUCGCAAUCGUUGCAAGUCCAAGAACUCGAUGCAGAUUAUCCACAAUCGCUGCACAUUCACGGAUAAGCAAGUAAUCAAGCUGCAGGAGACUCCUGAUGACACGCCUGCUGGCCAGACGCCUCAUUCCGUUUCCAUCUGCGCUUACAACGAGCUGGUUGACUUUUGCAAGGCCGGUGACCGUGUAGAGAUUACGGGUAUCUACAAGGUUACUCCUGUGCGUGUCAACCCUCGCAUGCGGACGGUCAAGAGUGUGCACAAGACGUAUGUGGACAUUGUCCAUAUCCAGAAGGUCGACAAGAAGAGAAUGGGCAAUGACCCUUCUGUUCUUGACUUGGCUGAGGAGGAAGAGGCCCAUAUCAGCGGCCAGAGUCUUGAUGAGAUCAAAAAGAUCUCGCCAGAGGAUGAGGCCAAGAUCAGGGAGACUGCUGCUCGUGCCGACAUCUACGAGCUUUUGUCCCGGUCUCUCGCUCCAUCAAUCUACGAAAUGGAGGAUGUCAAGAAGGGUAUCCUCCUCCAGCUGUUUGGUGGUACCAACAAAACAUUUGAAAAGGGCGCCAGUCCCCGCUACCGUGGCGAUAUCAACGUCCUGUUGUGUGGUGACCCUUCAACGUCCAAGUCUCAGCUUUUGGGUUACGUCCACCGCAUCGCCCCCCGCGGUGUGUACACCAGCGGCAAGGGUUCCUCUGCGGUCGGUCUUACAGCCUAUGUCACCCGCGACCCAGAGACCAGACAGCUGGUUCUCGAGUCCGGCGCCUUGGUCUUGUCCGACGGUGGUGUGUGCUGCAUUGACGAGUUUGACAAGAUGAACGAGUCCACUCGCUCUGUUCUCCACGAAGUGAUGGAACAGCAGACCGUCUCUGUCGCCAAGGCAGGCAUCAUCACCACCCUCAACGCCAGGACUUCCAUCCUAGCCUCUGCCAACCCGAUCGGCAGUCGUUACAACCCUGACCUCUCCGUCCCGCAAAACAUUGAUCUUCCCCCUACCCUACUCUCCCGUUUUGAUCUGGUCUAUCUCAUCCUCGAUCGAGCCGACGAGAAGCAAGAUCAGCGCUUGGCUAAGCAUUUGCUGUCCAUGUAUCUCGAGGACAAGCCUGACUCGGCCCACUCCAACAAUGAUAUCCUGCCAAUCGAAUUCCUCACCUCUUACAUCUCCUACGCCCGCCAAAAAGUCAACCCCCAGAUCUCCAACGAAGCCGCCAAGGAGCUCGUCGACUCGUACGUCGAGAUGCGCAAGCUCGGCCAGGACGUCCGCGCCGCAGAGAAGCGCAUCACGGCCACCACCCGUCAGCUCGAGAGCAUGAUUCGUCUCUCUGAGGCUCACGCUCGCAUGCGUCUCUCCGAGACGGUCACUCAAAAUGACGUAAAGGAGGCCGUGAGGCUGAUCAAAUCCGCCCUCAAGACGGCGGCGACGGAUGCGCAGGGCAGAAUCGACAUGAGUCUCCUCACUGAAGGCACGUCGGCGGCGGACAGAAGGAAGAAGGCUGAGAUCAAGGACGCCAUUGUCAGACUGUUGGACGAGCUGACUGCCGGCGGGCAAUCAGUCAAGUUCGCCGAAGUAGCCAGGAAGUUAUCAGAUGGUGCCAGCGUGCCGGUGGAGUCGGCCGAUUUUGCCGAGGCGAUGAGGACGCUAGAGAUGGAGGGUGCCAUCAUGGUCAGUGGAGAGGGUGCGAGAAAGAGUGUAAGAAGGGUCACGGCUCAAGUGUAACGGCUUUCUGACGGGGAUAAUUUCCAACUUUUUAUUUUUCAAUGUGAAAAAAAAAACAGUUAUCAACAACGCGCCCCCCCGCCUUUCAAACAGAAACGCAAAACUAGGUAUAAUGACGAAAUCAGGAAUCUUUUCUCCUCCUCAUGAUCAGUUCGCCGCCGCCGUCCCAUUACCCACAUUGACCACCGUCUCCGUCAUGCUCCCCCUAUCCACUUCCUUUCCCUUGUCAACCUGAGAUACUGCCGCCCCAGAGCCGGACAUCUUACUAUCCUCCUCCUCCCCUAGCAGCCCACUAGGCCUCCAAUCCCUGAGAUCAUCCUCGGCAUCAUUCAAUAUCUGCCUCGCCUGCCCAGCAUGAGGAUACGCCGGUUUGACAUCCCCCGGCACGACAGGUGUAUCAUCCAACAACUCCAACAACCUCAACCCAUGCCUCGCAAGAAUAAUCUGCUUAUCCGCCCGUUCAAUCGUAGCCAAAAACUCGGCCUGGUACGCCUCCUUCAACUUUUGCCUUGUCUACCACAAUAUCAGCACACUAUCAUCAUCAGUGCUUAUCAGGGGAAAUACAUACAACAUUACUCAACUGCGCCUCAGCAACCAACCCCUCGGCCUCAGCCCUGACAAGCUCCUGCUCCAACACCACCAAUUUUGUCGACUGCGGCUCCCUACUCUUCAACUUUGCAAUCUCAUCCCCGAUCUUCUUCUUUCCCUCUCUUGUUGGUUGGACGCUUCGUUCAGUGUUUCUGAUCACCUUUAGCGCUGCGCGCGCGUCGUCGAGGGCGUGGGCGUAGUUGUCUUCUUGCUCGCCUAUUUCUGAGAGGAGGACGCCGAUUUUGUCCGAGAUGUCGGAGAUGGAGUCGUCUUGGGUUGCCUCACCCCAUUCAGAGAGCUG